AUGCCAGAUACGGACAAGAACUCCUACGAUAAAAUAGCAAGCGUCUACGCAUACCAUGGAUCCACAGCCAUCGAAAGCACAGUUGGCCCACUGGAGGGAUGCUCUUACGAAGACGGCACUUGCAACACGAAAGAAGGAGCAGCAAUGGUGUGGACGCCCGAGGCCCAGGAGAAAUAUCGGUGGCACGAUAACUCGACGAGCAGGGCAUAA
Molecule: messenger RNA, 210 nt
Organism: Cylicocyclus nassatus
Lineage: Eukaryota; Metazoa; Nematoda; Chromadorea; Rhabditida; Strongylidae
Source: the annotation of a GenBank genome assembly